AUGACAAAAAAGCCAUAUCUUUUCAUUGAAAGCAGCAAUAGAGAAGCUCCAAUUGAUCAGGUUACCGCGCGGUCUCUUCUUCGAUUCAAUUGUGUUUCCAAAUCUUGGAAAACAUUGAUCUCCGAGCCUUACUUUGCGAGGAAGCAUCUCAAUCAUGCCAAGAAUGACCAAAAUUCCCAAAGAAUGUUCAUCUGCGAAUUGGGCCCUGAGGAUGGUAUAUUUUCCAUGUAUUGUUGUCCUUUAUCGUCGAAUCAACUGGUUGAAGAUGUACGAAAACUUAAUUUCCCUUCAGUUUGUGAACCGUUGUAUUGCUCAAGCUAUUGUGGUUGUGAUGGCUUGGCUAUUGUCGACGUAUCCGAUAAUAUUGCUGAUGAAUGCUCCAUACUUUUGCUAUGGAAUCCCUCCACACGACAAUCAGUAGUACUUCCUUAUCCAAAACCCGGCGGAAUUUUUUGUUUGGGAAUGGGUUAUGACUCAAGAAGUGACUAUAAGAUCCUUAAGAUUAUGGAGGUAGAAGAUUUUGGUUGUGAAAUACCUUGUGAAAUUCUCGCGCUGAAAAGUGGUUCGUGGAAAAAAAUUGAUAAACAUCCUCAUGGCAUUCGCAGUAUGUUGUCUGCUAUGCAUUCUUUGGCAUUUGUACAUGUGGCAUUUCAUUGGAUAGGCAUUUCAAGAAAUUAUUAUGUGGUUUCAUUUAAUAUUUCAAAUGAAGUGUACGGAGAGAUGCCAUUGCCGGAGCAAAUAUGUUUGAUGAGCAACAUCGGUAUUGGCAUUUCAGUAUUGGAAGGAAUGCUAUGUGUUUAUUCUACUUCUAAUUUUGUGGGAGGGGAUACUUUUUAA
Messenger RNA from Nicotiana tabacum (common tobacco), 837 nucleotides. The record is from RefSeq and is a predicted model, not a curated record. Lineage: Eukaryota; Viridiplantae; Streptophyta; Magnoliopsida; Solanales; Solanaceae.